GGGCAGGAGCCGGAGCCGGAGCCCGCGCCCGGAGGCGGGGUGGAGGGGAUCGGGGCUCGCGGAAUUGCUCUGAAACUUUUCGUCCAACUUCUGGGCUGUUCUCGCUCCAGAGGAGCCGUGGUCCGCUCCGGGGAAGCCCAGCCGAGCGAAGCGGAGAGAAGUAGUCCUAGCUCGGGCCGGGAGACGCCGCGGCCGCAGGAGGCGCGGAGUGAAGAGGAGAGGGGGCCGCAGUGGGCGCUCGGCUCUCGGCAGCCGGGCUCAUGGACGGGUGAGGCGGCCGUGUGCGCAGACAGAGCCCCAGCCGCGCGCGCGCCCCAGCCCCAGGCCCGGGCCCGGGCCUUGGCUCCAGGAGGAAGCGGAGCCCGCCAAGGCGGGGAGGAGAGCGGGCUGCCCCGCAGCCCGAUCCGGAGAGGGAGCACGCGCCGCGCCGGCCCCGGCCGGGCCUCUGAAACCAUGAACUUUUUGCUUUCUUGGGUGCAUUGGACCCUUGCCUUGUUGCUCUACCUCCACCAUGCCAAGGUAAGCGGCCGUGCCCGCCCGGGGGCCGCGGGGCCGCUGGCUACCUUUGGCCUCGCCUCCUGUUUACCUUCCUACUCCAGUCCCUUUGCCCCCUUGGCAGACUGA
Messenger RNA from Dipodomys ordii (Ord's kangaroo rat), 624 nucleotides. RefSeq lists its product as uncharacterized. Lineage: Eukaryota; Metazoa; Chordata; Mammalia; Rodentia; Heteromyidae. The record is from RefSeq and is a predicted model, not a curated record. The annotation marks the transcript as partial. The transcript has 2 exons.